ACCAAUUUAUUAUCAGAAAGAAACGUUAUUUAAAUGGUAAAAGAAAAAGAGGACUCAAAUCUUGGGUGGUAUUGAAGAAGAAGAAGAACAGAGAGAGAGAGAGAGAGAGAGAGAGAUGGGGUGGGGAUGGGCGAUAUACGAGGGAGUGGUAGUGAUAGGGUCGCUGUUGCUGCUGGGAUGGGCAGGGCUUUGGUUCUUGAACCGAAGGCUGUACAAAGAGUACGAAGAGAAGCGCGUCUUAGUUCAGAUCAUCUUCAGCGUUGUUUUCGCCUUCUCUUGCAAUCUUCUCCAGCUCGUCCUCUUCGAGAUCAUCCCCAUUCUCUCCAAAGAGGCUCGUUGGUUGAACUGGAAGCUGGAUUUGUUCUGUUUGAUUCUGUUGCUCGUUUUUAUGCUGCCUUACUAUCACUGCUACUUGAUGCUGUGCAACAGCGGUGUAAGAAAAGAACGUGCUGCUCUUGGAGCUGUCUUGUUCUUGCUGGCAUUUCUUUAUGCCUUUUGGCGCAUGGGCAUUCACUUUCCUAUGCCUUCCCCUGAUAAAGGUUUCUUCACCAUUCCACAAUUGGUCAGUAGAAUUGGGGUUAUUGGUGUUACUGUCAUGGCUGUCUUGUCUGGUUUUGGAGCUGUAAAUUUGCCAUAUAGUUACUUAUCUCUUUUCAUCAGAGAGAUAGAAGAGUCAGAGAUCAGGGCCUUGGAGAGGCAGCUAAUGCAAUCAAUUGAGACAUGUAUCGCAAAGAAAAAGAAAAUCAUUCUUUGUCAAAUGGAGAUGGAGCGUAUUCAAGGAUCGGAAGAGAAAUUGAAGACUAAAUCUUUCUUUAAACGAAUUGUUGGCACUGUUGUUCGAUCUGUGCAAGACGACCAAAAGGAGCAAGAUAUUAAAAGCAUAGAAGCAGAAGUGCAAGCGUUGGAGGAGCUCUCAAAGCAGCUAUUCUUGGAAAUCUAUGAGCUUCGCCAACAAAAGGAGGCUGCUGCAUAUUCUCGAACUUGGAGGGGUCACAUGCAGAAUUUACUUGGCUAUGCAUGUUCAGUAUAUUGUGUGUAUAAAAUGAUUAAGUCUUUACAAAGUGUUGUUUUCAAGGAGGCUGGUUCAGUUGAUCCGGUGACGAUGACAAUUAGCAUAUUCUUGCAGUUCUUUGACAUUGGAAUUAAUGCAGCAUUAUUGUCACAGUACAUUUCACUUUUAUUCAUUGGAAUGUUGAUCGUAAUAUCAGUACGUGGAUUUUUGACAAAUCUAAUGAAGUUUUUCUUUGCAGUUUCCAGAGUUGGAAGUGGAUCUUCUAGCAACGUAGUACUGUUUCUGUCUGAAAUUAUGGGAAUGUAUUUUGUCUCCUCUAUUCUUUUGAUAAGGAAAAGCUUGGCAACUGAUUAUCGGAUCAUCAUAACAGAUGUGCUGGGUGGGGAUAUUCAAUUUGACUUCUACCACCGGUGGUUUGAUGCAAUUUUUGUGGCCAGUGCUUUCCUUUCUCUGCUUUUACUUUCUGCACAUUAUACAUCUCGCCAGGCUGACAAGCACCCUAUUGAUUAGUGUGGUUCAGUACCAAAAUUGUCGUGUGGCAGUUUUGGUAUAAAUUCUGUAGGCAUAUCCAAGUUUUGUUGAUGAGAGUGGUCUUGACAUCAAAUGAAAUAUACUUGUAAAAUGUUCCUUACAGUUUUUUAAUACCAGAAAAGGUUUAAAUAUAUCAGAGCUAUGGAGAAUAGAUUUUAAACACCUUGAGAAUUACUGUUUCCUUGACCAGAGGAUGAUACCGAAGUCUCUCUGGCAGGGAUUGCAAUGAAGAACACUGGAAAUGUAUAGGGAUUUAAACUUUUGUUUUUUUAUAUUAUUUGUUUUUUGGGUGGUUCUGCAUCUAUUGCGAUAUCCAGAAACUUGGAUCAGUAAUAUUGCUUGUGUAAUAUCCUCUUACAUUAAUUCAAUUGCAAAAAGCAACUAUUGUUUCUUUUUGAUGAUGA
Molecule: messenger RNA, 1947 nt
Organism: Ziziphus jujuba (common jujube)
Lineage: Eukaryota; Viridiplantae; Streptophyta; Magnoliopsida; Rosales; Rhamnaceae
Product: GPCR-type G protein 1
Exons: 16
Coding region: 116-1522 (468 amino acids)
Biological process (GO): response to abscisic acid
Cellular component (GO): membrane
Molecular function (GO): abscisic acid binding
Source: RefSeq, a predicted model, not a curated record